UAGACCUCUACCCUCCAUAGUGUAUUGAACCGUGCACAGGAUAUGUUAAUAGACUGCAGUAAAAACCAUUUAAUAAAUAUUUAUAAAAAAGUGCAAACAUAAUUAAUUUGUAAAUCAAUUUCCUUGAUUUUCAGGAAUCAUUAAAUAAAUCCUGGUCUGCACUGUGAGUUGUUAAAACGUAGUGAUUAUAAACUUUUUGCUGCAGAACUGUCAGCUACUGCAGAACUUAUUUUUCUUCCACAACUCGAAUAAUAUAACAAUUAAAAAUGCAAUGUAGUGUGCCUACCUGCGAAACUACUGCGGAUACUAUCUCCGAAGCCGAUGGUAUUACGUUUCAUGAAUUUCCUAACGAAGGGCAUCUCCGUAAUGCGUGGCUCAAAGCUCUUGGCAUACAAGUUUCUCCCUUACCAGACUCUGCUGUGGUAUGCUCAAUGCAUUUUCUUUAUGAUGAUAUUGAUGAAACAGAAAGUGGUUUAAAGGAAAUUCGUUCUGGUGCUAUUCCUUCAACAGUGCAGGUCUGCAUGAUGUGUCUUAAAACAAAUGGCAAGCUGUUUGAAAUGAGUAAAUACAAAUUAGAAGCAGCAUAUGAAAGAUUAAUGGGACAAUCUUUGUGUGAUCAGGGAAAGCUUAAUAAUGCACUUUGUACACAAUGUCUUCAGUUGCUAGUGAAAUUCAGUAGCUUUAGAGACAAAGCCUUGUCCACCCGUUCAAUGCUGAUGGAGUUAGGAAUUUAGUAUUGCACAUGACAGAACCCACACUGAAGAAAAGCUUUAUGCUUGAAAUUGCAUAAAAUUGCAAAUGCACAUAGAAAAGCACAGCUUAAACAUGGGAAAUUAUGCUGGUGAGGAAAUAGCCUUGGCAACUUUGGCAAUGUGUUGCCACCCCAAACCCGUCGUUCCUCUGGCUUGCUCCCUUCCUUGCCUUGACAAGCCUUUCGGAAUCGGGCCGCAAGAGUUUUAAUCAAUCAAGGUGUACUUGUCCAACGAAAAAAUCCAUUUAAGAAAUACACUUCUUUCAGGACGGUCAUAUUGGUGCUGCAUCUCUACACCCUUUGUGGUGGGCUAUUCGAACGCCAGGGACCCUGUAAUCCUUGGGCUACCUGGGCGGCGUGAAAAGGCACUGUCUUGGUUCUCAAUUGGUGUAAAAGCGACUAGAUCCCUAAAUGCCCAACGUUAGCUUAUUUAGGUUGCCCUGUCUUUCUUUUUAAGGCACGACAUAUCCAUCGCAAAUUCCCAGUCUGAAAUACCACAUGCCAUUGCUCAGGUACUGCUGCAGUAUAUUUUUCUGUUUAUGGUGUUGUGUGAAAUUAUUUAUGUUGGUUUUUUUUAACUUGAAAUUCAACUAUCACACAAAAAACAAAUUUCUUACUAGGUUCCACUUAAUUAUUGAAUAAAAUCAAUGUAUCCUCAUAUGUUUAGAAUUGAAUUGAUUUAUAAUUACAAAAAAAUGCAUGCACAUGCACUGUUAGCAUGUGCAUGUUUUACUUUGUUGAAAAUAAAAAUACAUUGGAAUUC
Messenger RNA from Pararge aegeria (speckled wood butterfly), 1514 nucleotides. RefSeq lists its product as uncharacterized. The transcript has 5 exons. Gene Ontology annotation, cellular component: nucleus. The record is from RefSeq and is a predicted model, not a curated record. NCBI's taxonomy places the organism in Eukaryota, Metazoa, Arthropoda, Insecta, Lepidoptera, Nymphalidae. Bases 267 to 734 code for a protein of 155 amino acids. Gene Ontology annotation, molecular function: sequence-specific DNA binding; zinc ion binding.